Molecule: messenger RNA, 2949 nt
Organism: Aspergillus calidoustus
Lineage: Eukaryota; Fungi; Ascomycota; Eurotiomycetes; Eurotiales; Aspergillaceae
Source: the annotation of a GenBank genome assembly
AUGGACACCACCCCGGACUGUAACGAGUCCAACAUCCGGGACUCGUUUGCGGAGAGGCGGAAAGCACAGGAACGCGACAAUGUCCAGAGCAGGUUCCAUCGAGCAGUCCAAGCCGGAAAUGUGCAGGUUGCCCUCUCACUGAUCCGACAUGGCGCUGAUGUGAACGAUCCCAACCCGGAUGGCGAAACGGCCCUACACACUGCCGUCUUCUGCCCCAAUGCCGUGAGCAUGAUCGAUUUACUUCUCAAAGAAGAAGCCGAUCUCAACCUCCAAAAUCCCAGUUAUCAAACUCCGCUUGUCCACGCAAUCGAUGGGUAUGCCAAUAUCAACGUAAUCCAGCUUCUCCUCGACAAUGAGAGCGAUACCAAUAUUGGGGACUCCCAGGGGAGCACUGCCCUGCACUAUGCUAUGAAAUACAACCCGAAUGCUGAUAGACUCGUCCAACUACUUCUCCGCCACGACGCAGAUCCUUACAAGGCAGACAGUGAUCGAAAGCUGCCCAUCCACAAGGUGAAGGAGACACUUACUGAUGAGCAUGGAGUCGAAAUUACCAACAAGGUCCUCAAUGCACUUAUCCAGCAUGAUCUCGUGCACAACCGCAUUGACAACAACAAAAAGUCUGCUCUUUUCUAUGCAGCUCAAUUUGGGACAACUGGGUUAGUUGAACCGCCAACACGCAAAAAGCGACUGAACCGAUCAGACGGAACUAUCGAGAUUACCGAUAAAUUUGAGAGAACAGCCCUCCAUUAUGCAGGCAUGUAUGGGUGGGGGGCCGAUAAUCUUUUAGAGCAUGGCGUGUUCCAGCGCGAAGUGGACAUAUUCGGAGAGACUCCCUUGUCCUAUGCGAUUCGCUUCUCCAAUGUGCGGCCACUACGCGAUAUCCUGCUGCAUGACGAAGGAGCAGCAAGAAACGCCGAUGCCGAGGGCAAAACGCCUCUUCAUUACGCAGUUCAACACAACUGCACAUCGGAAAUUCUCAGGGAGCUUCUGAAGGCAGGCGCUGCAGUGGAUACCAUGGACAGUAAAGGCAAAACACCCCUCCACUACGCGGCAGAAGUAGGCGCCGAUGUUCGUGAAUUGCUGGACAGCUCGACCGACUACGACACCGUCGACGAGGAUGGCAGGACUGCCCUGCAUUACGCCGCGGGAUAUAACCGCACGGAGGUUUAUCAAGCUCUGGUGGGGCACCAGCAAAACCUAAGCCUUCGCGAUACCAAUGGAAGGACCGCACUACACGAAGCUGCUGCCGCUGGCGCUAUCGAGAUCGUAACGGACCUUUUGGCACGGGGAACACAGCUAGAGCUUGCCGACCACAAUCAGAGAACGGCAUUGCAUGAAGCUGCGCGCGCGGGUUCUUCCAGAAUAGUGCAAAUGCUUCUGACGAAGGGCAUGGAUAGCAAGACUAGAUCCUCGCAGGGUGAUACUGCACUCCACGAAGCAGCGCGAAAUGGUUCAUCGAAGGUGAUCUUGGUGCUCCUCAAGAACGGGGCCGAUAUUGAAGCUAGGAACGGCGAAGGCAAGACUCCGCUUCAUCUUGCAGGAUCGGCAGAUGAAGCGCUGGAUGCGAUUACCGUCCUGCUUGAUAAUAACGCGGAUAUCACAGCAAGAGAUGAGAAGGGAUGCACAGUUUUGCACCAUGCUGCUGCUGGUCGGGAGUUCCUACCAGUGAAACUGCUCCUAGACCGGGGUGCAGACAUCACAGUGAAAGAUAAUCGAAACGCCACAGCCUUCCAUUACGCCGUGACUUAUGGAUCGCCCUUGACAGCAAGGCGGCUUCUCGACCGUGGUGCCACCAAAGCCGGCCUGGCAGAGGCUUUCGCGAAUAUUUUCCCUAUGUCGCCUCUCAACAUCAGCAUAAACCCUUUGAACAACAAUUGGGUCAGUAAACUCCUUUCAGAGGCCAUGUUACGAGGAGGAAGCAUUAGCGAUAUUCCGUCUGUUAGUGCGUUUGAGUGGCAGGUUCCCCAUAUGAUUCUCAAGUUCAACUCGCGACAAGAAGGAGGAGCGCCAACUAAGUGGGAGCAACUGACGCAGCGCCACGUGGAGCUCCUCAACAACAUUGUGAUAUUUGCCGGUUCAAGUGGAUAUUUCGAAGCCCAGCCUUGCCGGAAAUUCGUGUCUGCCCGAUAUGAUCACAGAGGGCAAGCUAUUUUGGAUCUGAUCCAGAAGGCUAUCCAUACGAGGAGUGUCGUCAGCCACAGGUUCAAAGAUGAAGCGGUGUUUCUCCAGGCGACGCCCACACAUCUCAUAGUCUGCAAAUUUCGUGCGCCCGAGGCAGAUGCUGAACCGACCACAUUCCACAGUACGACCCAGGAGAACGAUACUGUUGAAGACGUUGUUGAGUUCAUUUGUCGAGCCCUCCGCCCACCGGUUCAGGAUGGCAAAACCGGGCAUUGGAUGUCACCCGCCAUGCUGACACCAGUCUUUACGGAAUUCAUUCGUAUAUACCAGCUGCCGGAGCUGCGAGCAUGUACCGCCGUGGACAUUGAAGGAGCCGACGCCUGGACUCGGCUGUUCCAGAACGCCACUAUAGUCGAAACCGAAAUCAAAAGAUCAUGGGGCAGGGGCCUCAAGAUAGCUUACGACACGAUGUUGCAUCAGGCGAACAUUCACAAAUUCGAAAUUAUAUCGAGGGGCGCUGGUGAGGAGGGGGUGUAUCUCAGAGGGCCUUUCUCUGCUCUCGUUCCAGUGGAACAGAGAAAUAGCAGGAAACGCCCUGGAGUCCGCUAUCGAUUCAUAGUCAACAGAAACAGGACAAAGGUGUUAACCAAUGGCACUGUCAACCAGCACGUUGACUGGAUUCCUGUUUCGGCAGAAACCAUCAGGCAGAGCGAGUCUUUUGUUGGUUAGUUGAUAAAAAUGUCAGGUUUCCUUCAGCUCAACAGACCUGCUAAGGCAGUUUGCAGCAGUCUCUCUGCGUUAUUUGCUUCUCCUUGACGUUGAUCUUGA